CUUUGGAUUCUCUCUGGUCCUGCAUUCAUGAUGCUUGCUGGCUUCCUCUUCCUGCUCCUUGUCACAGAUGUGGAGUCCUCUGAGCGUAACUGCAGUUAUCAGGAUGUUUUAAACCACUUGAACUUCACCAGAAACAAAGAGCUGUUCUCAGCGAUCCGGCCUGUUAAAAACUAUAAACAGCCUGUGGAGGUAACUCUGGAUGUACUACUCUAUGCCAUUCUGGGUGUGAGAGAAAAGGACCAGCAAUUUGUUUCUUACAUUUGGCUUGAUAUGUGGUGGCAGAAUGAGUUACUUUCCUGGAAUCCAGAGGAUUUCUGUGGUAUUAAGCAAUUUUCUCUUCCUACUGAAGUAUUGUGGAAACCAGAUAUAACGAUUGAAGAGAUGACAGAGAGGGAUGAGGCCCCUCCGAGUCCUUAUCUAAUUGUUCAAAGCAACGGUUUCAUCAAAGUUACGAACGACCAGGUGCUGGUGAGCUCCUGCAGGAUGAGAGUUCACAAAUUCCCCUUCGACAUCCAAAGCUGCAACCUCUCGUUCAAGUCUGUCGUACACUCUGUCAAUGAAAUACAGCUUGUUCAGUAUCUGAACUCUUCAAAGAUCACAGAGUGGUCUCGCAAGCUGAUGCGGACCCAGUACGAGUGGCUGUUCGUCAACAUGACUCUCUCCAACGAGACUGUCGACCUUUUUGGCUUCAUCCAAAGCAGGAUCGUUUACACUGUCACCAUGAAGAGAAGGUCUGCCCUCUACAUUAUCAACUUCAUGCUGCCCAUCCUGUUCUUCUUGUGUCUGGACUUGACCUCCUUCCUGAUCUCAGACAGCGGGGGCGAGAAGCUCAGCUUCAAAGUCACUGUGCUGCUUGCCGUCACCUUGUUACAACUUAUUCUGAAUGAAAUUCUUCCAGCCUCAUCAAACAGAGUUCCACUUAUAGCGGUCUACUGCAUUGGGACUUUUGGGUUGAUGAUGCUGAGCCUCCUGGAGACGACCGUGGUGAUGAAUCUGAGAGGAAGAGACUCUGUAUCCCAAAACAACGAGGCAGAGAAAAACCACAGCCGGAAUGAGGACUGUGAAGACAAACGAGGCAAAGUCAGCUUCCGUAACUCUUUUAGAGACGUUAAUAAAUUGAUUCCCAGUGCAUCUAUCUGUGACGUGUCUAAUGGUGAAAUUCCAUCUGAACAGCUGCCAGCAGCCAAAGAGGGGAGCAGCAACCAACUGAUGGAGGACUUUGAAAAGCUCUCGGAUGAGCUGAGGGAGCUGGUGAAAACACUGACUCUGUUCCUCAACCUCAGGAAGGAAGACGAGAAACCUGGCUACUGGAACAGAAAGACUAAAACUAUCAACAAAGUCUUCUUAAUUUUCUAUGUCAUAGCUGCCACUCUGUUUUUAGUCUUUAUGUUUUUCAGUUGGAAUUCUGAAGACUAAUAAUGGUAGAGAUAAUGAAUAACGAUAGAGUUCCCAGAAGUUGUAAACACAAAGUCUUUAUGUUUUUAAGUUGGAACUAGAAGAGUGCACGCAGUAAGGUGCAGAUUUAUGCAUAUGUAUGCAUAAAUCACUGAUCCAAUUUUAAGAUGUGCAAGAAAAACUUUUAAAGAAUACGCACAGUUGGCUUAUAUCUGAGCAUUUGGGUAAUUUCUGUGCAGAAAAGUAAAUCGUCAGGGACAAGAAAACACUGAAUUUGGAAAAAGUUUUUAUCAUUCUGAAAAAAUUAUAAAAAAACACAAAAAUUAAAAUCCAGACCGAAAAUUGUGAUGUAGGAGAGUUUUCUUUAACGAUUAAAGAGGCUUCUUUCAGUUAAAAAAAAAUCAUUUAGGUGUUAACAAAAUUGCAUGUUGUCCUACAUAAAUAUCUUUUUAGGGACAAUCCUUAUAAUCCAACCCAAAAUCAUUAAAGUAUUAAAAGAUUUAAAUGUAAAAUAUUUUAAAAAAGAAGCAUGCAUUAAGUGUAAAUUCAUAUCAAAUUGCUCCAAAUUGGUAAAACACAUCUAUAAUAUUCUGAAGAUAUUAAAAUGGAUCAAUAAUA
Messenger RNA from Dicentrarchus labrax (European seabass), 2013 nucleotides. RefSeq names its product 5-hydroxytryptamine receptor 3A-like. The record is from RefSeq and is a predicted model, not a curated record. Gene Ontology annotation, molecular function: transmembrane signaling receptor activity; neurotransmitter receptor activity; extracellular ligand-gated monoatomic ion channel activity. The transcript has 10 exons. Lineage: Eukaryota; Metazoa; Chordata; Actinopteri; Moronidae. Bases 28 to 1416 code for a protein of 462 amino acids. Gene Ontology annotation, biological process: chemical synaptic transmission; monoatomic ion transmembrane transport; signal transduction. Gene Ontology annotation, cellular component: neuron projection; synapse; membrane.